This is a messenger RNA of Pseudozyma flocculosa PF-1, 780 nucleotides long. RefSeq lists its product as uncharacterized. Gene Ontology annotation, biological process: mRNA processing. The transcript has 3 exons. The coding region runs from base 1 to 780 and encodes 259 amino acids. Lineage: Eukaryota; Fungi; Basidiomycota; Ustilaginomycetes; Ustilaginales; Ustilaginaceae. The record is from RefSeq and is a predicted model, not a curated record. Gene Ontology annotation, cellular component: catalytic step 2 spliceosome; precatalytic spliceosome; Prp19 complex.
AUGGCAUCCGCAGAAGCAACGGCAUCCUCAUCCACGUCGUCGGCCCUCGCCCUCACGCAUGCCAACGGACACCCACCAUCCUCGUCGUCGCACCCGAGCUACUCGGCCGCCCUCAACCCCAUCGAUGCCCUCCCGUACUAUGACCGCGAGCUCGAGACCCAGCAGGGUUUGAGAGCGCGUGUAGACAACGAGAUCGCUCAGGAGCAGAAGUCCAUGCAGGCCCUAGGUCAAGACCGCCUGCCUCCCCCUUACGAGCCCUUUCAGUCGAACCCCCACCUCAAGGCAGAGUUUGACCGCAUCGCCGGCGGACAGGCCGCAUCGCAACGGCUCGACACCACCAGAUAUACCCUGCCACCACCCGCCGCGGGCCUCGAGGCAUCAGAGGACGAGUGGAACCAGGCGCUCGACAACGCCGCAUCCCAGCUCGGGCACAUGCAGAUCCGCUUGAAGAACGUCGAGCUGCUGCGUAAGUACGGGUCCAACCUGUGGCGGCUGCACAACUUCCAGCAGGAGUCGAUGGCGCAGCAGUACGCCGACGCCGUCGAGGCGAUGCGGGGCCUGACCAACGAAAUCAACCGGACGCGGCAGUCGGAGCAGACGGACGCGGGACGCAAGCUGACGUCGCUCGAGCGGCGGUGGACGGAGCUCAUCUCGAGCGGGCUGCAGCUCGAGGUGGCCAACCUCACGGCCGAGCACGAGGUCGAGGCACUCCAGCUGCAAAAAGAGGCGCUGCAGCGCCAGAUUGACGACAUGGACCGCGCCGAGGCACAGGCGGCGUAG